CUCCGAGAAUCCUCACUCAGAAGUCACUUCUUUUCAACUCCCGAGGUCUACCUCGCUAACGUACACUGGUGGAGGGUACAGUACGCACCCAACAACCCUCCACUGUCAAAGGAGAUCACAAGCAGCUUUAUCACCCACCCUCUCUCUCUCUCUCUCUCUCUCUCUCUCUCUCUCUCUCUCUCUCUCUCUCUACAUAUACUUAUCAGUAUCUACAUCUCUCUUUCAACCGUCUAGCUGAUUUGGCACUCACGAGUUGAAGUUUGUUUGACGCAAUCUAGGGUUUCCAGGAGUUGGAUGGUGAUUUGAUUUGUUAUCGUUUUAUUGCGUGGAUGGAUCCGCCGAUGAUGAUGAAUGGAGGUGGUUUUCGGUCAGGUAACACGGGGUCUUCGUUGUGUAAUUUGCCUGAGAUCUGGCCCUUUCAGAUAAAUCUAGGCGGUGGCGGUGGCAAUGCGGUGGCGUUCGGUAUGGGGCAAUUGGGGGAUAAUAGCGGUGGUAGCGGUGCUUUUGUGGAUAAUCGAGAUCAUGUAGCGGUGGAUGAUCCCAUGGUUGUAGACCAGAGAGGGAAUAGUAAUCAGAGUAAGAAACGACGUGAAGAUGAUGAUUCGUCUAAAGGCGUUUCAACUAGCAGCCGUAGCAAUGGCAAUAGCAUGCUUGAUAGUGAUGGCAAACGAUUGAAGAGUUUGGCGCUUGAAAACGAAUCAGAAUCUAAACCAAAACCAGAACCUGAAAGAAGCUCUGGAAAGAAAGCAGAAAACAGUGGAAAACCAUCUGAUCCAUCUAAACAAGAUUACAUUCAUGUUCGAGCAAGAAGGGGUCAAGCCACCGACAGCCAUAGUUUAGCAGAAAGAGCUAGAAGGGAGAAGAUAAGUGAAAGGAUGAAAAUUCUCCAAGAUCUUGUCCCUGGUUGUAAUAAGGUUAUUGGGAAAGCGCUUGUUCUUGAUGAAAUAAUCAAUUACAUCCAAUCAUUACAGCAACAAGUCGAGUUUUUAUCAAUGAAGCUUGAAGCUGUCACCUCAAGAUCACACCCAAGUCCCCAAGGAUUUACUUCAAAAGAUUUUGGUCAACAAACAUUCGAAAUGACAGGAGUACCCUUUGGUGCACAACCCACAAGGGAAUUUAGUAGGGGAUCAUCACCCGAAUGGUUGCACAUGCAAAUUGGUGGAAACUUUGAAAGAACAUCAUGAUUCAUGAUUCAUGAUUACACCAUAAUUCAACACUCGAUGGCAAUAAGAAGAUACACCAUGAAAUGAAAUUCAACAUAUAUAAUGAAAUUAUAUAUCUAUAUAUCUAUAUAUAAAUAUAUUUAUAUCCAUCUGAAUGUGUUAAGAAGUAUCAAGUAUGUAUGUACUAUUUGUUCUCAUACAUCUCGUAGUUGUAGUCUAUAUGCCCUUUUACUUGCAAACAAUAUCAUGAAAAUUGUUUGUUAA
Molecule: messenger RNA, 1427 nt
Organism: Lactuca sativa (garden lettuce)
Lineage: Eukaryota; Viridiplantae; Streptophyta; Magnoliopsida; Asterales; Asteraceae
Product: transcription factor BHLH094
Biological process (GO): regulation of DNA-templated transcription
Cellular component (GO): nucleus
Molecular function (GO): protein dimerization activity; DNA-binding transcription factor activity
Source: RefSeq, a predicted model, not a curated record